Molecule: messenger RNA, 2320 nt
Organism: Archocentrus centrarchus (flier cichlid)
Lineage: Eukaryota; Metazoa; Chordata; Actinopteri; Cichliformes; Cichlidae
Gene: ush1ga
Product: Usher syndrome 1Ga (autosomal recessive)
Exons: 4
Coding region: 155-1570 (471 amino acids)
Biological process (GO): sensory perception of sound; sensory perception of light stimulus; equilibrioception
Molecular function (GO): protein binding
Source: RefSeq, a predicted model, not a curated record
UUCUGUGAUCCGAAGCGACCAACUGGCUCCGAGUGAUUAGAAGGACAAACUGGGCCUGUAGCUGCUUUGCUUCCAUUACGUUCACGCACAAAGACGAUGGUGGGAACGUUGAUGAAUCGGAAUGGAGUCGAGCAGCGUGGUUUAAUUGUGCACCAUGAAUGACAGGUACCACAAGGCGGCCCGGGACGGCUACCUGGACCUGCUAAAGGAGGCAACUCGGAAGGAUCUCAAUGCACCGGAUGAGGAUGGCAUGACACCGACGUUAUGGGCCGCUUAUCACGGCAAUCUGGAAGCUCUGCGACUGAUCAUUGCGAGGGGGGGAAACCCAGACAAGUGUGACAUAUGGGGCAACACGCCACUCCACCUUGCAGCUGCUAAUGGUCACCUCAACUGCCUUUUCUUCCUGGUGUCUUUUGGUGCCAACAUAUGGUGCCUGGACAAUGACUACCACACGCCUUUGGACAUGGCUGCCACAAAGAAUCACAUGGAUUGUGUUCGCUACCUGGAUUCCAUUGCUGCCAAGCAGACGAGCCUUAAUCCCAAGCUGGUCAGCAAGCUGAAGGACCGGGCGUUUCAUGAUGCUGAGCGGCGAAUCAAAGAAUGCAUGAAGAUGCAGAAGAAGCACCACAAACGCAUGGAGAGAAAGUUUUACAAGGAAGUCUCUGAGAUGUCUGCAUCAGAUGUCAUGAGCUUUUCCAGCUACACAAGCAGCUCUCUUAGCCACAAGCUGCACAACUUUAACACAGCCACUGUCAGUGUGCCAUAUUCCCAGGCAACUCUCCAUGCCACAAGCCGAGGGAAGACGAAGAUCCAGAAGAAGCUGGAGAGGAAAAAACAAGGAGAUGGCACCUUUAAAAUCUACGAAGAUGGAAGGAAGAGUGUACGCUCCCUCUCUGGACUUCAGUUGGGUAAUGAUGUCAUGUUUGUCAAACAAGGGACUUAUGCCAACCCAAAGGACCGAGGCCGGCGCAAUGUUCGUGACAUGUUUCCCAGAGACAAUGACGAUGCCAUUUCACGUGCCAUCAGUGAGCCAGACCUGCACGGACCAGAUGUGGACUAUUCCGAGAUCAGCACCGACUCUGGACACGAUUCCCUUUUCAACCGACCCGGUCUUGGCACCAUGGUCUUUAGGAGGAACUAUGUGAGUGGAGGAAUGUUUGACCUCGGACAAGAUGCAGCCAGUUUGGCCCGGUCAGGCAAUAAUGUGCGUUUGUCCAGUCGGUUGCAGCAGCACCAGAGUCUAGACGAAGACAGCAUUGGCAGUGCAAGCAGCCUACAGGGGAGAAACUUGGAGGAGGUGCCUUGGGAAGAGGUUGAACUCGGGCUGGAUGAUGAUGAUGAGCCUGAUACGAGCCCUUUGGAGGUCUUCCUCGCCACUCAGAGCAUGAGCGAGUUUUUCUCUGUCUUCAAGAGGGAGAAGAUCGACCUUGCAGCGCUGCUGCUGUGCUCUGAUCAUGACUUUAAGAGUAUCCAUAUUCCCCUAGGACCAAGGAAAAAGAUCUUAGAUGCCUGUAAGAGGCGGCGAGAGACAUUAGAGGAGCCUGACUGCAUCGAGGACACCGAAUUAUAAUAAAAGAUGUGGAGCACCGUCCUGCUGUGUGCUCAUCAAGAGUUAAAGGUCAGUGGAGCAUUGUGAAGUGAACGUCACGUGCGGGUUGGAUGUCAAGAUGAGUAUGUCAAGCAUGAGAUAAAUCCUUAAUGGGAUUCCUUUACAGUUUCUUUUUAGCUCAGGAUGAUCACCAAAAAUGUCUCUGUUUGGUUGCUUGGUGUUACCUGCGCUGCAUGGUUUCACAAACUGAAAGACAUUUAUCUGAGUGCAGCACUGUGUGCUGUCAUUGUGUGCCAUUUGGCAGAGUUAACAGAGACAUGAUUGUGGGGGUCUGUGUCCCCUGAACAUGUAUUCCUCUGUGGGGUAAAACUGCAUCUCGUGUGCCUGCAUUGCCUGUGCCUGUGCAUUAAAAGUGUAAUACAUGGGUAUGAAUUCAACAGCCUUUUAAACACAUUCACAUUUACUUGUGUUCUUGUAUUUUGUCUCUGUAUUUGUUUUCAAACAGGAAGCCACAUCAGGCCUAGAGUAGGUUACUGGUAAUGAAGGCCAAUUCUGUUGUUGUGAUUACUGUUCUGACUUACUGUAAAAUCUAAUACCACAGUAUUUUUAAACAAUUGUAUACUACACAAUGUAGCAUUUCACAGUGGAAUUAGACUAAAGCAGGAUCUUGAAAAUGUUUUAUUUUUUAUUUUUUUGUAUUUGUUUUUACCCUGACUAUUUUUAAUAACCUCUGCACAGUAGCAUGUUAAUGUUCACUCUCUUAACUUUUGU